Molecule: messenger RNA, 396 nt
Organism: Rodentolepis nana
Lineage: Eukaryota; Metazoa; Platyhelminthes; Cestoda; Cyclophyllidea; Hymenolepididae
Source: the annotation of a GenBank genome assembly
AUGGACCGUCGUAUUGGUUACAUUUUAAUCGCUUUCCUUGGAGCCUUUUUAUUAAUUUUUGCUGUUGGCUUCAACCGGUGGCACUGCAACUCGAGUCUCCUUAGUCCUGCUUGUCGUCAACAACAGGCCAAUGUGAUCACUGCUGUUCUUUUGUUGGUUGCAGCUCUGUGUAUUCUUCUUGCGGGUGGUUUCCUCAUCCAUCUGAUAAAAGAAGGACCCAAUUGGGCCCUUUUGACCGCUCUCAUCUUGUUCGCCUUUGGAGCAAUUCUAGCCAUUGCUGGUGUGUGCUAUUACACUGGAAAUUUUGGCCAUUGGAGUCCCAUUCUUGCCUCAAUCGGUACUGGAAUACUAAUCUGUCUACUUAUUGCAAUGGCUUUUGAAAUGGCUGGAGAGUAA